UAUAGACAAUGACAAGUAUUGAUUACAGUACAACAAAUUAUACUAUUUAUUUAAUAACAUUCCAUUACUGCAUAGUGAUAUAACAGCAAACAAUUAAAGCAAAAUAUAUUCUUAUACAGAUUAUAUUAUUCAAUUAGUUUAUACCAUAACACAAAUAGAGUGAUCAGUUUCUACUUGCACCCUGGGAACUCUUCUGCAAGGCAGGGCACUAAGCUAAUUACUGUUAUCAACUUGGUGACAUCACCACCUGUUUCCUCAACACACAACUUUAAGUGCAUUCAUGACCUUAUUAGUUAGAUUAUAUCAGAGUCAUCAUAACCUGCCCUGUAUCUAAUCAUCUGCUAAGUUCGAGUAACCUAUUAAUGUUCUCAAACCAUUCUUUACAUUACAUUAACGAGUUCUUGCUAAACCUGUCCUAUUUACCACUAAAUGUACUAAUAACAGGAUUUUCUCCUUCGCUGUGCAAAACUUGCACUCCCAGUUGCUUCUGUUCUACACACUCUUGCAUACUUACACAACUUAUUUAAACAUACGUGGACUCUUUCUUUAGCAAAGUACAGUCUAGUUGUUCAUACAUAGUUUUCUACAUUUCCCAAUAUUUUCCUACAACAUAAAAGACAUGGGUCGAGACUUUUUUUACUUCUUUUUUUACAAUAUAUACUUAAUAGUAUUUCCUUGCACUUAUUUAGCAACACAUGGAAGGAAAAUUUCAUUUUCUCAUUUUCUCUGUCUGUUUUGAAGAAUUGUGGACGCCCUGCAAGUUAAGCUUCAGAAUAAUUAGAUAAAUUACCGAUAGAAAAAACCUCUGCUGUACAAAAUAUGUCGAGCAAAGUUUAUAAAGAAAGAAAUUCAGUUAUUGUACAAAGUCUUAUGUUAAGUAUUUUUCCUUACACACCUAGUCUUCAGUUACAGUAUAAAAUUGAUAUUAAAAAGGUCUAUAUUUUUGCUGUUCUAUGCAUUAAGGUACAUCCAACACUAUAAAUGUAGGCACACACGUUUCCUCCCCUUUAAAGACUUCUUGUCACUCAGGUCACACACAACUAAAUAAACCACCUAUAAUAAGAAGGUUAUAAAAGUCAUAAUCUCCACUGCUGAACGUACUGUAGACAAUCAGUGGUGUUAAAUGUGCUGUUUUAUUUUGCCACAGAAUUAAUUUUGUCUUGUUUACAAAGUUUGUUGCAAGCUGCAGCAGAACUCAAUAGAGAAUACAGUGGGGCUCGGGCACAGAAAUAUCGCGAGUGCACGUCCAGCGAUCUUUUAAAAACUGCAUCUGUACAAGCAUGGAAUAAUGUGGGGAUACAGAAUUCUAUGGGGUAAUGUUACAGAAACACCUGUCAGAACAAUCUGAUUUUGAGAUACAUGCCUCGGUUCUAAUGUUAGUGAGUGAAGUUUUUCCAGUCAAAUCUGCAUAUGUAAAAAAAAAACUAAAAAAAAAACAUAAUCGUUUUGGGUUCUUCCUUGAGUUAGAGCCCUAGGCACAUGACUAGUUUGCCUAAGCGUGAAUCCGACCCUGAGCUCAUGUGUGUCUUAUUAAACUUGUAAUAAAAACAAGAAUGGAUCAAACCACUUGGCUAUGUAAUGGGAGUCAUAUUUUCCAUCCCUGUAUAUAGAUAGUUGAGAGAUUAAUUGAUUAAAAUAACUCAGAAAGGUAUUUUUAGGACAUUAGGACCUUCUCUUGAUCAAACGUCAGGGGCUGAGUCAUUCAUUAUUGAUUCUGCAACUGUCACCGUGGAAGUUGUGAGCUGGGUUGGAUCCCCUCAUUUCAAAAAGCAGGUAAGUGAUCAUUAUUUCUUAAUGAAUUACAUUUGUUCCCUAUUAUUUUCCCCAACACCAAGCUCAUCUGAACUUUCGUUAAAGCACUGGUUUUCAAAUCUGGUCAAAGAUAUAUAUUACUGUACAAAGAUUUUAGAGAAAUUACUUUAGCUAAAAACUAUAUAAGAGGCUCUCUGUAUUAUGUGCACUGAAAAAAAAAAAGCUUAGGAGUAUGCGAGAAAACAUUGGGAACAUUCAGAAUCUGACUGCAAUGAUCUUAUUGCAAGUAUUGGGAAAUAUGUGCACUCAAUUCCUAAGUGUGUACAUUUGUACUGUUGGAGGGGUACAGAAAAGCACAAGGACAGCCUACCCACAUUUCACUGCACCAAUGAUUUUGUCUUGUUCCUGUACUGUAUUCAGAUUAGGCUAUCCAUGAUGUGUAAUUUUGCAUAACAAUAAUAAGAAAAAAACGUCCUUAUUGGAGUAAAUUAAAUCAACUAGCACAGCCCAAAGGAAUUCAGUCCCAUGCACUUGUGCCCGGAACGAGCAUUGGUUUAAGGUAGACUACAAUUUAGCUAUAUAUAUAUAGUGUGAUUCAGCAAAAUAUUUUGUAAUUUGUAUGCACAGUAUUGGAUUGAUUCAUUAUAAUAACAAAAUUUCAUAGAAUGGCACUGUCUUGUACAAAGUGGAUCACUAAUGCAUUUUUUAAGAAGUCUUGUUUAUUCAUGUUAGUCUUUUUAUUCAUGGUCCUGCAGCUGCAAUUUUGGAGGCAGCCCUGCAAGCCCACUGACAUUGCAGAGAGAUCAGUUCAUCUGCUCAGUGGAAAGAAUCAGGAUUUCCUCAGUAACUGCUCCAGAAUCAUCAAAGGGGACGUGGAAGCCAUUGAGCAUGCACUCUUGAGCCAAUUACUUAUUGCAAAUAAGAAAAAGCCUUUAACUGAGAAUGACUAUUUGGACAUGACUGUGGAUUGUUCUGCCUUUGUAAAAAACAGAAGAUUCCUUACCUUCCCACUCAGCCAGGAGGAAACAGACUUCCCAAUCGCCUACUCCAUUGUGGUGCAUGAGAAAAUCGAGAUGUUUGAAAGGCUUCUGAGGGCCAUUUACAAUCCCCAGAAUGUAUACUGUGUCCAUGUAUACCAGAAGUCUCCAGAGAACUUCACCAAGGCUGUGAGAGCCAUCGUGUCCUGCUUGCCGAAUGUCUUUGUUGCCAGUAAGCUGGAGAAAGUGGUCUAUGCUUCUUGGUCACGGGUGCAGGCUGAUCUGAACUGUAUGAAGGAUCUUCUUGCAACAGCUGUCCAAUGGAGGUAUCUUCUGAACACCUGCGGGACUGACUUUCCUAUCAAGACCAAUGCUGAGAUAGUCCGAUCCCUCAAAUUGCUGAACGGCAAGAAUAACUUAGAGUCUGAAACUACCCCAGAGUAUAAGAAAAAACGUUGGAGAUACCACUACGAGGUCACGGAUUCCGUAAGCAGGACUGAUACAAAGAAGAGCCCACCUCCUAUUAGCACCCCAAUGUUCUCAGGCAGUGCUUACUUUGUUGUCACCAGGGAGUUUGUGGAGUACCUGCUUGAAAACCCUGAAGCACAGAAGUUUUUUGAAUGGGAAAAGGAUACCUACAGCCCUGAUGAGCACGUCUGGGCCACUCUCCAAAGAAUGCCUGGGGUACCGGGCUCCAACCCACCAAAUGAACAAUUCCAUGUCUCAGAUAUGAUCUCCAUUGCCCGGCUAGUGAAAUGGUCAUUCUUGGAAGGAGAUGUCAGUAAAGGGGCUUCCUAUCCACGCUGCACUGGGAUUUAUCAAAGAUUAGUUUGCAUCUACGGCUCUGGGGAUCUUCAGUGGAUACUCGGACAUCAUCAUCUCUUUGCCAAUAAAUUUGACACUCAAGUGGAUGACAUUGCAAUCCAAUGUCUUGAAGAGCAUCUCAGGCGCAAGGCUGUUUAUGGAGAAGGUUUAUAGACACUGUGAUUAGCCUGAACUGGGACUUGAGAAUUAUAUAAACGGGGAGAGGUUUAUUAUUAAAGUGGUAAUGGAAAUGUAUAAGUUUUCAUAUUAAUAAUUAUGUUUCCUUUAAAAUUACACUAAAUCUAGUAAGAGAUAAUGGUAUGUAUGGCUUUAUAUUUCUGAGCAUUUAUUGUUUUAAAUGCUGUUCUUGUUUGUUCAAUAAUACAGUUUAGUUUGUACUGGAA
Molecule: messenger RNA, 3937 nt
Organism: Acipenser ruthenus (sterlet)
Lineage: Eukaryota; Metazoa; Chordata; Actinopteri; Acipenseriformes; Acipenseridae
Product: beta-1,3-galactosyl-O-glycosyl-glycoprotein beta-1,6-N-acetylglucosaminyltransferase 3-like
Exons: 1
Coding region: 2418-3707 (429 amino acids)
Cellular component (GO): membrane
Molecular function (GO): acetylglucosaminyltransferase activity
Source: RefSeq, a predicted model, not a curated record